AUGUCUCUCUUCCCACGCAUCGUGGCGAACGAGUUCGCACCGAUGUUCCGCCUGAUGGACGACUACGCCAACCACGUCAUGACUUCAACUUCGGGUCGUGAGGGUGGCUUCGCACCACUUGCUCAAGGCUUGUCCAAGUUCCAGCCCAAGUUCGAUGUCAAGGAGACGAGCGACAGCUAUGAGCUUCAUGGCGAGCUACCCGGAGUAGAGCAAGAGAACAUCUCAGUCGAAUUCACUGACGCUCAAACAUUGACUGUCCGAGGCCAGACCGAGACAGUCCGCGAGGAAGGCCAGCGACCGACUGCCACAAUCGAGGACAAACCACAGCAAGCCGCCAUCACCGAGGCCGAAACUGAGACCAAGAAGUCACAUCAACCCAGCGUCGAAGACGAAGAUGCUCCAGCUACGGCGACUGACACCGAGGCUUCCUCGACGGUCGGCACCGCCACACCAGCGACCGAAGUCGCUCAACCACAAGAUUCGACAUCAACACCGCGCAGCCGAUACUGGGUCCGUGAAAUGAGCCGUGGCAGUUUCUCGCGCGUCUUUCAAUUCCCGUCGAGAGUCGACCAAGAGAACGUCAAGGCCAGCCUUAAAAACGGCAUCCUCAGCGUUGUUGUUCCGAAAGCUGCCGCGCCGCAGAACAAACGCAUCAAUGUUGAGUAG
Recurvomyces mirabilis is the source of this 666-nucleotide messenger RNA. RefSeq lists its product as uncharacterized. The transcript has a single exon. The record is from RefSeq and is a predicted model, not a curated record. Gene Ontology annotation, biological process: protein folding; response to heat; response to hydrogen peroxide. Lineage: Eukaryota; Fungi; Ascomycota; Dothideomycetes; Mycosphaerellales; Teratosphaeriaceae. The coding region runs from base 1 to 666 and encodes 221 amino acids.